UAUAAGGAUGAAAUUGAGAAUUAAAUAAUACAAUAAGAACUAAAAACGAGUUUUCCCAGACUAUAAACACACUGAACACACAAGUCAAACUCUCUCUAACAAUCACCCGCGUGCGCGCUCCUUCACUGGCAGCGCCGCCCCUCUCAUUUUAACGUACAAUUGAAAGGUGUGUUCUUUUCAAUUCAUCAAAUGGAGGAGAAAUCAUUUUUGGAUAGAAUGCUUGGUCAUCUACGAGGAACAUGCAAGUACUAUACUGGGUAUCCUAAAGAUCUUGGGCCAUCACGGGUUAUUCACUUUACGUCAGAGCGUGAGUUUGUCCAACUUCUUCACCAAGGCUACCCGGUGGUUGUUGCUUUUACCAUCAGAGGCAAUUACACCAAACACCUAGACCGUGUUCUUGAGGAAGCUGCUGCUGAGUUUUAUCCACAUGUAAAAGUUUUGCGUGUUGAAUGUCCAAAAUAUCCUGGUUUUUGUAUAACACGGCAGAGGAAGGAAUAUCCAUUCAUUGAAAUAUUUCAUAGCCCAGAACAAGUGUCACUUGGGAAAUUGGUACUAUCAGCAUGCUCUAUUGACAUUGCUAUUCAGAGCUGCUUAACAAUUAUAAUGGUUCUCCUGGUGCAGGCAGCUAACCAGGGAAGGGUUGCUGAUCCAAACAUCACAAAAUACUCUGUUAAGGUUCUACCUCCAACUGCGCAGUUGGCCACAAAGACAAACAAGCAGCUAGAUUCAACUAUGACCAGAGUGCAUAUGGAUUCAGAGAAUUUUUCAAGCGCCAUGGCAUACGAUCGUCACCAGAUCCAAAGUAAAAAGACUGUCAGAAAAGUACUUGGUAUGUAAUAUAUGGUUUAAUUAAGAACCAUGUCUUGUUAAAAAAAAAAAAUGGCUGAUAAGCAUUAGUAGUUUAAGAUUAGUGUCUUGUAUAUGGUUCAAGUGAAUUUUAUCAUGUUCUGAACUUCAUGUCCACUCGAACUCUUUUACUGUGAAUGAAGUUUGAAACAUGUAUCGUAUUUUGUUUCAAAAAAUGCUCUUUUUUCUAGUCAAAUUUUCCAAAAUUAUUCCUAAAGUGAAUACUAAGAGGCAUGUAUAAACUAAUACUUUUAUA
This is a messenger RNA of Populus nigra (black poplar), 1102 nucleotides long. RefSeq lists its product as uncharacterized. The transcript has 8 exons. The coding region runs from base 190 to 837 and encodes 215 amino acids. Lineage: Eukaryota; Viridiplantae; Streptophyta; Magnoliopsida; Malpighiales; Salicaceae. The record is from RefSeq and is a predicted model, not a curated record.